ACGGUAACUAAGAUACUGCGAUAAUUUCAAAUUGCACAUCCCAUUCAACAGAUGUUACGAAGUAACAAUCGCAGAGUUCUAAAUUAAAAUACGCAAAGUCACGUGUGCAAAAAAGUAAACAAAUCUGAGGGUAAAUCUGUCAUUGUGUAAUGUUCAAAUAAGAGAAACUAUAUUCUGAUUAGAGCGUUUAAGAAAAGAUUUAGCCGCACUUUUCAAAAACUAACAUUGGCGGCUGAACUCUACAAAUAAAGGUUGUCGAUGAUGGUUAAUAUACUGAUAUAAUUGUACGUCGUAGAAAAUGUUACGCCGUUGCUGAGGACGUUUUAAUUCAGUAAUUGCAGGAUUUCGAGUUGUGCUGCUGCUUGAUUUUAAGACCUUGAAAUGGCCGACAAUGUGACUAUUGUCCGAAGAUAUUUAAUGCAAAAAAGGAAAAGAAAUCAGCAAAUACCACAGACUUCGUCCAUCUUGUGUUUUCUGAAAAAUCUUCAUUGGAUUUAUUGUGGAACCAGACCGGCAUACAUACCAGAACUGGUCACAGACGUGGAACCCCUCAAAGAAUUACUUCAAAAAAUUCGAACGAACCCUAAUUCUGCCACAACGUAUAACAUAUCAUGUAUUUGCAUACUAUCACUGGAAGGUCACAAUUUAAUAGUGAAUGUCAAGACCUGUGCAUCACACUUAGAAUCCAUUUUCACGCAUCUAAAUAUACACUCCAAAGCUAAAUCAAAAGGUUUUCCCCUUUUUAUAGACAUUAGUAAAACAAAUUUGGAACCCACUAUUGCAAACAAUGAAGACCUUAUGCUUAUUGCACAGUCAUGCCAAACCAUUUACUGCAAGUUAUAUGAAUUACCAAACACUUCAAAUGCCAAAUCAUGCAUAGUCGCAUUGCACCCUCAAGCAAAUCUAUGUACUCUAUUUGGAUGUAUAUUGGGCUAUCCCACAAUAUACUUUUUCAAGGCAAACAUAAAUGAGAGCAAUUGCCUUGAAAUGGUUCCUCUCACCAUUUUCAAAGUUAUUGAUCAUGAGAGUAAUGAGGAAUAUGUUUCAUUUUCUUAUCCAAGUUGCCUUCAAAAUAGUGUGGAAUCAAGUGUUAAGCAUUGGUGUGACAAUAUGACAUCCAAUGACUCGUUAAUUUUGUUGAAAAGAGAUGUUGUACAGUUGCCAUUCGUAGUUUUAUGAAGCUGACUUAUGCAAAUGACACUCAUCAUAUUUCA
Styela clava is the source of this 1214-nucleotide messenger RNA. NCBI's taxonomy places the organism in Eukaryota, Metazoa, Chordata, Ascidiacea, Stolidobranchia, Styelidae. The record is from RefSeq and is a predicted model, not a curated record.